Molecule: messenger RNA, 1521 nt
Organism: Talpa occidentalis (Iberian mole)
Lineage: Eukaryota; Metazoa; Chordata; Mammalia; Eulipotyphla; Talpidae
Gene: CHRNA2
Product: cholinergic receptor nicotinic alpha 2 subunit
Exons: 6
Coding region: 1-1521 (506 amino acids)
Biological process (GO): signal transduction; regulation of membrane potential; chemical synaptic transmission
Cellular component (GO): synapse; neuron projection; postsynaptic membrane
Molecular function (GO): acetylcholine-gated monoatomic cation-selective channel activity; transmembrane signaling receptor activity
Source: RefSeq, a predicted model, not a curated record
AUGGGCCCCAUGCGCCGUGCGCGCCCGCCCUUGGCACAGCUCGGGCUGUGGUGGCUCCUUCUGAUUCCAGCAGCGCCCGCGCAGCGCGGCCCGCGCGUCCAGGCCGAGGACCGGCUCUUCAGGCACCUGUUCGGCGGCUACAACCGCUUGGCACGGCCGGUGCCCCGCACCUCCGACGUGGUGAUCGUGCGCUUCGGGCUGUCCAUCGCCCAGCUCAUCGACGUGGAUGAGAAGAACCAGAUGAUGACCAUCAACGUCUGGCUAAAGCAGGAGUGGGAUGACUACAAGCUGCGCUGGAACCCCGCCGAUUUCGGGAACAUCACAUCCCUGCGGGUCCCCUCGGAGAUGAUCUGGAUCCCCGACAUUGUCCUCUACAACAACGCAGAUGGGGAGUUUGCGGUGACCCACAUGACCAAGGCGCACCUCUUGUCCUCCGGCACCGUGCGCUGGACGCCGCCCGCCAUCUACAAGAGCUCCUGCAGCAUCGAUGUCACCUUCUUCCCCUUCGACCAGCAGAACUGCAAGAUGAAGUUCGGCUCCUGGACCUACGACAAGGCCAAGAUCGACCUGGAGCAGAUGGAGCAGACGGUGGACCUGAGGGACUACUGGGAGAGCGGCGAGUGGGCCAUCGUCAAUGCCACGGGCACCUACAACUCCAAGAAGUACAACUGCUGCGUGGAGGUGUACCCCGACGUCACCUACUACUUCGUCAUCCGGCGCCUGCCGCUCUUCUACACCAUCAACCUCAUCGUGCCCUGCCUGCUCAUCUCCUGCCUCACCGUGCUGGUCUUCUACCUGCCCUCCGACUGCGGCGAGAAGAUCACGCUCUGCAUCUCCGUGCUGCUCUCGCUCACCGUCUUCCUGCUGCUCAUCACCGAGAUCAUCCCGUCCACCUCGCUGGUCAUCCCGCUCAUCGGCGAGUACCUGCUCUUCACCAUGAUCUUCGUCACGCUGUCCAUCGUCAUCACGGUCUUCGUGCUCAACGUCCACCACCGCUCCCCCGGCACCCACAGCAUGCCCCGCUGGGUGCGGGCGGCCUUUCUGAGCCGUGUGCCCCGCUGGCUGCUGAUGAGCCGCCCCCCGCCACCCCUGGAGCUCCUGGACCCCCCAGACCUGAAGCUCAGCCCCUCCUGUCGCUGGCUGGAGACCUGCGUGGAUGCGGAGGAGCAGGGGCGGGAAGAGGAGGAAGCGGAUGGGUGGGUGCGUGCGGGUGGCUCUCCCCGCUCCACCGGUGUCCUUUACAGCCACGAGGGGCUGCACCGAGGGGCCUCGGGCCCCCAGGAGGAGGCCCCGUUGCAGGAGAGUGGGGUGCUGCUCUCACCCCACAUCCAGAAGGCCCUGGAAGGCGUGCAUUACAUUGCCGAUCACCUGCGGUCUGAGGAUGCUGACUCUUCGGUGAGGGAAGACUGGAAGUACGUGGCCAUGGUCAUCGACAGGAUCUUCCUCUGGCUGUUCAUCAUCGUCUGCGUCCUGGGGACCGUCGGGCUUUUCCUCCCACCCUUCCUGGCCGGAAUGAUCUGA